AUGUUAAGGUGUUGCCCUACAGGAGGAGGCUUCGUUUUCUUUCGACGCCUGGAUUUCGGCGCUGCCAAGGGCGUGGGACCUCCCCCCCUCUGCCGCUCUCUUCCCGCUGCCAAUACGUUGUCCGUGCAAAGAUGCACCCACCUGGUUGCCAUGUGUUUGGACUAUGUCGAGGUUUUGGACUUCUUGCGUUGCGCUGGCAUUGGGGAAGGGCCCUAUGCGCCCCCUCCUGUUGCCACCGUUCCGCACAUGCGCGGUGGACCCGAGGCACUGCGCCCCUACGGGCCGAUCAAAGCAGACCAGGUUGCCCUUCACGGCAAAGGCCACUGGGAGCUGUCAGAUUUCCUGGAGCCUGAGCUCAACAUGCCUUAUCGCGAGCCCGAGGUGCUCCGUUUUCAAGGAACAGGGGGCCCCAUUGCCUCGUUUGUAAAUGAGGACACCUGCGAGCUCCAGGCCCUCUGCCGGAUCUGGGAUAGAUCAGGUCUGCUUGGAAUUACGGCAGGCCCCUUGCCCGACAGGCUGCUUACCCGUGUUUUUGCAGCUUUCAAGGCGCCUGGCAAGCAGAGACAAAUCGGAGACCGAAGAGGUCAGAACUCCUUGGAAUCCCAGCUCACCGGCCCCUCCCGUUUCUUGCCAACCGGCCCUCAGCUCUGCCUCCUUACAGUUCCACGGAACAGGUGCCUGGUGGGCAGCGUGACCGAUAGGCGAGAUUUUUAUACACAGGCGAAGGUGACACCGCAGAGGCAGGAGUCCAAUGCUAUUGGGCCGGCCAUGUCGUUGGCCUGCUUUCGAGGCACCCGAGCAUAUGAUGAAUGGGUCGGCCAGGCCCAUGCUCUGGCCUCUCGCCGCGCCGUCGCUGGCCUUGAUGCUCCCCGGCCCGCGCUUGGAGUGCUCGACGAGCAACUUGUCCACCCCACCUUCGCUGCUUUGCUGCAGGGUGACGCAGGGGGAGUGGAAUUUGCUACGGCAGCUCAUGAGGGCUUGUUGCUGCGGUUUGGGUGCCUUCAGCCUCAUGGUAGGCUGCAGGGGAAACACCAUGUUGAUCGUGAGGGUCCCUGGCAAGGACUUAUCAUAGACGAUUUCUUUUGUUUGGCAACAGAAGCCGCCACUCAUGUGCCAGGGGACCCCUCUGUUUCCUCUGCUUGCGUUGAUCGUGCAAAAGAAGCCUAUCAGGCUUACCAAAUACUAGGGUCGGAUGACAAGGACAUCCUGAGCCAGCGUUGUCUGCGCGUUGCUGGCGCCGAGAUCGAUUCGUCCCCCGAGACCGUUCGAGAAGGUGCAACCCUAGUUGCGUACCCCGCUGACAAGCGGCUCAGCCUGGCAGCCGCCUCAGUCCGAGCAGCAACCCUCCCGGCUUUGAGCGAGGAGCUGGUGUCAAUCCUUUCAGGCUCGUGGGUCUCUUGUCUCCUUUACCGUCGUUGCCUGAUGUCUGUGCUUGACGGCUUGUUUGGUUUGGGAAAGAAAGCCCCGGCCGAAGUGCCGAAUGGGUCGGCCCUCAGGCCGCUAAGCCGCAAGGUCGCCGGUGAACUGCAGAUCCUCGCCGUCCUUGCCCCCUUCAUAAGCACCAAUGUCUCUGCCUCCCCCACAGGUGAGGUUUGUGCGACGGAUGCCUCUCUAAAAAAGGGGGCUGUUGUAGCGACACGAGUUCCUGAGGACGCUGCCCUAGACCUUUGGCUCUCCUCCGACUUCAAGGGCAGCCCGGUUCGUUUAGACGGCAGGCCGGUUGGCAGCAAGGACCCCAGCCCCAACGAGGCUUCUAAAGCUGUGGAGGACCUAGGGUGCCUUGAGGAGGAGGUUUGUGGUCCUAUCGGCACCGCUCCGAAGCCGCUUGCUUGUGCGUACGACUGUUUGGUCGUUGGCCCUGGCUCGCAAGCUAUCGUUGACGAAGCGAAAAGGUGGGGCCUCACGCCUAGCCCCGCGAUUGAUUUUCACAGGUCCUCCGAGUACGACCUUGCCUCGCCACACCUCAGAGAGUGGCUGGUGCACCUUGUCAGCUCGCGUGUUGUCAAGUCUGCCAUCCUGUGGCCCGCCUGUGCCUCUUUCUCCCCUUGCUUCGGCGGCUCCAUCGGAUUCUCUCGGCGACGCAGUCCUUCAGAUCCUCGCCCGCGAGACCAACGAGGCGCUGCCACCUGCCUUGCUGUUAUGCUAGCCGCUGCCCGCGCCGGUGUGCCCGCCGUUUUGCUGCAGCCCGCGACCUCUGGCAUGAGCAAGCUUGCGGCCUGGGGCUCACUCGCCGGCAGAGCAGGCUGCUACGACUAUGAGCUGCGUGUCGGCCCUGGUCUUCGCCUGAGGCUUCUUUCUUGUCACAUGCCAGUCCUGCACAUCCGUAGUCCCCCUGCGGGCGUCAACAGUGAAGACGUGAGGUGGCUACCGCAUGUCAACGAGGCCCUGUGCAGCUCCUUCCUUUCUCUCUUUGCCUCAGGUCAAGGCCAACCUGCGACCUGUGAGGCUGGCAGACAGGGCCUCCACAACGUCGCCGUGAAUGACCUUCUCAUUGCGGCUCCCUGGGUCCCAAAGGCCGUCUGGACUUUUUCAAGGCCAAUGCAUAUUAAGAUUUUCGUCCUGUAG
This is a messenger RNA of Symbiodinium necroappetens, 2565 nucleotides long. The record is from the annotation of a GenBank genome assembly. NCBI's taxonomy places the organism in Eukaryota, Dinophyceae, Suessiales, Symbiodiniaceae.